Paramecium octaurelia is the source of this 1314-nucleotide messenger RNA. Lineage: Eukaryota; Ciliophora; Oligohymenophorea; Peniculida; Parameciidae. The record is from the annotation of a GenBank genome assembly.
AUGAUGUUUAUCAAAGAACCCACCAUUAUAGAUUACAAUUCAGCAAGUAUUAAUAAAAAGUUUCCUGAUUUAAAUUUAUAUACAGAAUACAAAGCAAAAAUUAAAAAUUUGAUAAACUAAAUAAACUCUUUGAUCGAAUUGAUAGAAAACAAAUUAAAUAGACUAAAAGAGUUAACAAAUGACAUAAAUAAUUAGAAUAGUUCAAUAGAGAAUAAUCCUCUAUCUAACAUUUAUCAAAAAAGUAAGGAUAUUAUAGAAUUGAAAUUGAAGGAAGGUCAAUCAUUUAUAAAAAUCUAAUUGUUGGAUUGUGUAAAGCAAUUAAACAUAUUUAUUAAUGUAAUAGAAUUUUCGAAACCAGGAGACCUGAUUGAAAUACAAUAAUCUAUCGAAUAGAAUGAGACAUGUUUAGCUAUUGCAUUUAAUAAAAACAAUACUCUUAUGAUAUCUGGAAGUGGAGAAAAUAUUAAAUUAUGGAAAAUAAUUGAUGGAAUAAUUGAAGAAAAAAAUUUAUUAUUAUACGGACAUACAAAAUUGGUUACUUGCUUAGUCUUUACUAAUGAAGAUAAAUAUUUUAUAUCUGGAGGAGAAGAUGGAGAAAUAAGAAUUUGGAAAAAGUUACAGCCUAAUGUUUGGUAAUCAACAAAGCUAGCUGUUUUUAGUAAAGGAGUCAUAGGAGUCUUGUAUAAUCAUUCUAAUCAAUAAAUCAUUAGUAUUGGGAAAGAUCCUCUAAUAAAAAUUAUUGAGAUUAAUUAACAAAAGACGAUGAAGAUUAUUUAAACAUUGGAUUAACACGAAUCUGCGCUUCAUUGUAUUUGCAUGGAUGAAUCAGAAACAUAAAUGGCUUCUUCAGAUUUUAAUAAAUGUAUAAUGAUUUGGAUUAAGGAGAGAAAUGGAAAUUGGCAAUUGAAAUAAAAAGUAAAUUAAUCUACAGGCGAUUACUUUGGACGAAUGGUUUUUAUAAAUAAAUAAACAAUUAUCUGUUAACAAUGGAGUAAACCGAUAUCUUAAGUAUUUUGUGAAGAAAAUGGAUAAUUCAUUCAACAGCCUAAACUUGAAAUUAUAUUAAGUAAUAAUUCAUCUGAGGAUGAAGACUUAUUUCCCACAAUUUAUAAUUAGAAUAAUGGCAUAUUAAUUUAGAAACAUGGCUAAUACGUGUAUAUCUUAAAAAGGUAAGUGGAUACUUAAUUCGCUUAGAUCUAUUGGCCAAUCGAAUUUUAGGAUUAAUAUAUUUAUGGAAAUCUUACAAACAAUGGAAAUUGCUUGGUCAUUUGGAAUUUUAGGACCAAAAAAAUCCAAAGAUACAGUUUAAUAUGA